Fusarium vanettenii 77-13-4 is the source of this 4644-nucleotide messenger RNA. RefSeq lists its product as uncharacterized. The record is from RefSeq and is a predicted model, not a curated record. Bases 1 to 4644 code for a protein of 1547 amino acids. NCBI's taxonomy places the organism in Eukaryota, Fungi, Ascomycota, Sordariomycetes, Hypocreales, Nectriaceae. The transcript has 4 exons.
AUGACUGAGGUCGGACCUGCCGACCUAUCGAGGCUGCUUCAAUCUAAGCGCAAUGAGUGCAGUUCAAUUGUGACGUCGCGGAAGCGAAAGCUUCGCGAGUUGUUCGCUGUCGCGACACAGUCUGAGGGUCUGCCCCAUCCAGUCUUGACCAACCCCGACGCGCCCACCACAACACCAGCCGAAUGGCAGUUCCUGCAAGCCAAUGACAUCUUCCACAGAGGCAAGACGCUGAACGAGGUCAACAUCCCUCCGAGACCGACAAUUUCCCUCGAGACCCUCAAGAAGUCACUCGCUAAAUCGGUAUUCAUUGCGAAAGAGUCGGCGCAAUCGCAAUCGGUGGAGGGCGUGAACAAACAAGAGUUGGUAAAGACGAAGGAUGAAGGAAAGCCGAAUGGAACGCUUCCACCCACGAAAGCCGACGAUGGCCACCUUCAACAGAAACCCUCGACGCCUAGGCCAUUGACGCAGGCCCCGAAAGCCCCCAGCGUCCCACAAGAACCGUCGCAAGUCAGCCAAGUCGCACCACCGAUUACGAACGGUGUCGAAAAGCCCAUCUCGACGAACGGUUCUGCGCCUGCUCCUCCCAAUGCUAUCGCGAAGCCAACACCGACUGCAGCAACCUCUUCUCCUGCUCCCGAGACCGCACCCGCACCGCGACAGCCCCAAGUCACCUUUCAACCAGGAACCAAAGGCGAUGGCGCCCAGAACGGAGCCUCCGGGUUGGGCAAGCCUGCUCAAGGGACGAGCGCGACUGCAGCUGGACCUGGACCGACCACAUUAUCAAUUAAACCCCCUACGGAUGCUGUUCGUACCUCGGAUGCUAUGUCUUCUCCUGGAUCAACAGCGCAAAGUGCAACUACGCCUGCUGUUCAUGAUGCCUCAACGGACACAAGCCCGGAGCAUGAGGGACCUUCGUUCUCGGAACCUGUGGAGGACAAGAAGGCCGAAGAUGAUGCGGAUGAAAGGGAUGACGAGACUAAUCGUGCUGAGCGUGUAGCGUCACCCGAGGAUCUGCAAAACCGAGUACUGAAUGCGCCACCAGACUCGGCUGAGGCACAGUUGCUUCAGGAAUCCAUCCGAUCGAAUGCAGUGGCAGAAGCAGCAGCAGCGGCGGCGGCGGCGGCGACUGUUGCUUCUAAGCUAAGCCCUACCCCAGCUGCAGCUCCGGCGCAAGAGGAUAGUACUAUGGCGGGUACAGAUGAUGUGGCGUCUUCUCCUGCUUCUGUUCCUGCUCCAAAGACGAUUGAGCAACCGGAGACGAAAGACGUUCAGCCAGCCUCUGAGGCCAAGGUUGUGUCUGAAGAUGUACCAAGUGCGGAUGUGCCCAUUAACAAGGAGAUUCCUGACAGCCAGGAGGAGGAACCUGAACAAAUGGACGUUGACGUACCUGAACCUAAAGCAAGUGCUGAAAGUCAAAGCGAAGCAGCCGGGCUACCAGAAAAAGUCAACCCGUCUGAUGCUCCGUCAACACCGACACCUGUGGCGGCCGAGAUAAAACCAAAGGACACCCCAUCGAAAGCCGAGCGCGCUGUUACUAGAGUUUCCUCUGGUGCUAUGCGCCCCAAGUCGGUCAGUGAGAUUGUUGGCGAAACACCUCGGCAAACACCUACUCUGGAGCCCGUUACAACUACCAAGAACGUCGACAACCAGUUGACACCCUUGACCUCUACUCCCAAGUCGCCCAGCUUGAGACAUCGCCACCUUUCGGUCCAUCGGAGACAAAGAUCUAGGAGUCAGCCCUCGACAGUUGUGUUUGGAAAGCAGCCCAAGCGAGUGGAGGAGAAGGCCAUGGUCCCCAGCCAGCGCGAUACUAUCCAACCUACCGAAGACUACUAUACCCCUCUGUUCGUCCAGGGCUUCGCAGGCAGCUCCUCAUGGAUGCAGCCCAUUGAGAAGAUCCUCUACACCGCGAACAAAACCGUUACAACCCCCGACGCCAACCUUGCUAUUCAAGAUCAUCAGGCCUGCAAGGUCUUACGACGAGUGUACCACCUCCAGCAACAUGACAAGUGGUCGCUGCGACAGCCCAAGCGCUGCCCUGAGCCGACGCGGCCACCGACUCAUUGGGAUGUGAUGCUACAAGAGAUGAAAUGGAUGCGAACGGAUUUCAGGGAGGAGCGUAAAUGGAAGCGAGCCAUCGCUAAGAAUCUUGCGUAUGCCUGUGCGGAAUGGCACGGGGCAACACCUGAAGAACGGAAAUAUCUGCAGGUUCCAGCUGUUAUCCCUCCCAAGCCGCAGCAAUCGACUGAUGUAUCAAUGGGCGACGUUGUUGGCGAGACUGUUGGGGACGCUGAAAACCAGCCGACUCCUGACCUCGUUUCCUCUGGAGAUGUCGAAUCACCAGAGAAUAUGGAUGAGCUGAUGGAGGUUUUCCCCGAGACGGUUGCGCCAUCAGCCAUUUUCACGCUCCAAGAGGACGAUGUCAUCUUUGGUCUGCGUCGAACGGCUGCUGCAGAUCAGCUACUGGAGGAGCUUCCUAUGUAUGGGACGCCCCUUCAAGUACCCAAGUUCGACCUCACUGGCCCUGAGUGGGAUCCGGAUGCUCAUUGGCGACGACCAGCUCUCCCUCUCAGCAAAUACGUUGAGGGUCACAUGAAGCUGGUCGUGGACGGCCCUCCAAGGAAGCGCAGUCGUUUUGAUUACCAGAACGAGGAUUCUGAGGAUGAGGGCGAGACUGCCUUUGUUAGCAACGAUCCAUCACCAAGCCUCCCUCUACCCGCAGAGACCAACGAGGUAGCUCUGUUCAACCCGGAGAUGAAGCACAUUCGUGAUAGGUUACACGCUGGCCAUCAGUUCCGGCCUCCAUCAGAGCAUCCUAUGCCCUUACAGAGCUUCUACGAGGGUCGCAGCCCGUCGCAGUGGACACUGGCCGAAGACGACGAGUUGCGCUCUCUGGUCCGAGAGUAUUCCUACAAUUGGUCCCUUAUCUCUAGUCUCUUGACUCCCAAGUCCCUCUUUACAUCGGGGGCUGAGAGACGAACACCAUGGGAGUGCUUCGAGAGGUGGAUCAAUCUCGAAGGGCUCCCAUCAGACAUGCAAAAGACGCAGUACUUCAAGGCUUAUAACAGCAGAAUUGAGGCUGCCCAGCGUGUCAUCAUGCAGCAGAACCAGAUUGCCGCGCAGCAAGCCAGCGCCUCUGGCGGUGCGGUUACCCCUGUGCGAAGACGACCAUCUACACCUAUGCGUGUGGAGAGACGUCGCAACCAGAAGCACCUCACCAUGAUCGAUGCUAUGCGGAAACUGGCCAAGAAGCGGGAGACGACGAUUCAGAAGCAGCAACACACGGCAUCACAGAACGCGGCCAACAAGAAGACCAACGACCCCAUGUCGCAACGCCCAACCAAGACCCCAAGAGACUACAGUUUACUUCGAUGGGAGCGCGACCAAGCUCUGGCAGAAAAGAUGGCGCAGUAUGCGUCAAGGCAAGAAGCUCAACGACGAGCUGCUUUGCAAGCCAGAGCUCAAGGUCAAGCUGCCCAGAUGGCUGGCACUCCCGGGGUUGGUCAAGCCGCCCAGACUUCAGCUCAAGUGGCUGCAGCGGCGGCGGCAGCAGUAGCUACUGCGGCCAACGGCAUGAAUGGUGCUGGUCGUGUUAAUGUUCCUAACCAACUUGCCGCAGCAGCAGCCAUGGCGGCCGGGCAGAACCGUGCUCGGAUGCCAAUGCAGUCUCCGGCUAAUGGUAUGGGAGGUGUUCCAUCACACAUGGCUGGCGGUUUGGUGCCACCGAACCAGAUGACAGGUGUACAGCAGGCUCAGUUGCAGGCUCUGCAGGGUCAACAUGGUCGCAUGCCCAUGCCGAACCCACAGCCUGAUGUUAAUCUGAUGAUGCGUGCACAGCGCAUCUCGGAACAGCAACGAGCCGCUGUCCAGAUGCAGCAGGGUGGACCUGGAACCCCUGGACAGGCAACGACAGGCUCCCAGCAAAGCCCGCCUCCUAACAUGCGGAAUGGAGUCAACGGCAUCAACGCAAAUGCCAUGAGCCAGCAGAACUUCAUUAACAAUGCCCAGGCCAUGAUGGCCUCGUUCAACGCCAGUAAUCACAACGGCGCGGCGCCACAGGCCAACGGGCUACAUAUGCCAUCUGGCCCUGCCGGCUCGCUGGCUCCACGACCGCAACCACAGCUCCCAGCUAGUAUUGCCAACCAGCUUGCACAGCUCGAGGGGCAAUUCCGAGCCAAGAACCCCAAUAUUACUCCUGAACAGGCUCGUCAGCUGGCCACUGAGCACUUGACGCGCGCCAUGAUGGCACAGCGGCAGUCGGCCAUGAACGCUGCGGCCGGCGCUGCUAAUGGUCAGGGUGGCCUCGCUGGCAGCAUUGCGGCCACUACGAGCCCUCAUCAGUAUGCCGCUCUUCUUCGACAGCAGCAGCAGCAACAGCAGGCGAGUCAGGCGGCUGGCAGUCCUGGACAGCAGCAUCAACAGGCACACCCGCAGCAAGCACAACACCAAGGUCAACAACAUCAAGCGCAAGCCCAGCCUCAACAGAAGCAGGCCCAACCUCAGCCGCAAGCUCAACAGCAGGCACAGCAGCAACAAGCGCAGAAGCCUCAGCAGCCCCAGGCUCAGCAACAAUCGACUCCGCAGCAGCAACAGCAACAUCAGCGGCAGGCGAGCGGCAGUGCGACACCAUCGGCUGGCAAAUGA